This is a messenger RNA of Filobasidium floriforme, 1155 nucleotides long. RefSeq lists its product as uncharacterized. The transcript has 7 exons. The coding region runs from base 145 to 1056 and encodes 303 amino acids. NCBI's taxonomy places the organism in Eukaryota, Fungi, Basidiomycota, Tremellomycetes, Filobasidiales, Filobasidiaceae. Gene Ontology annotation, molecular function: protein phosphatase inhibitor activity. The record is from RefSeq and is a predicted model, not a curated record. Gene Ontology annotation, biological process: regulation of signal transduction.
GUUACGAAACAUGCAACCAUGAUCGAAAGGGAUCACAUCCCGACUAAAUAGCUACUACAAGACAAGCUAGUAAGCUAGUACAACUAUCUAAAGCACCUACUACUAUCCAGCGACCUAGCCACGAGCCAUCAUCACUGGCGCACCAUGUCUGAACGUCCAGCGCAUAUCGACAUGCCUUCCUCGUCCGACCAGAGCGAUACGGAAGUACAAGUCCCGAGGAAUGCUCCAGGCAGACACUCUCCUCCUAAUCUCGACCCGGACUUUAAACCCCGGGGUAUCCUCAAGAAUGCGUCGAGCUCUUAUAGCAUUCCGCAAGUGGCGGACGGACAACCUGGAGCCGUCAUUGAUAGGCAACAGGGUGACCAUCUGAAGUGGGAUGAGCAAAACAUCAAUCUAAACGAGAUCAACAAGGAUUCCACGAUGAAGAUUGACGAACCGAAGACUCCGUUCGUCACAAGCAACGAGUCAUUCCCCGACCUCGAGGUACCGGACUUUGAAUUGAGUUCCCCGACUUCCGAGAGGAGAGCUAGUAUGGGUUCACAAGCUAGUCCCGGCGCGAGGAGACGGUCUGAACAGGAACUCGUCGCUCAGAACACUCAGCGAAACGCGGGGGUUCGUCGAACGCCUGGGUUUCCAUUCUCCGAGACUGUAGACUCUGCCACCGGUACGCCCAUCAUCGAGCAUGCUAUCAACGCCACGACCAACAACCCGAACGGCCACAACGUCCCCGUCAACCCACCUCGAUCGCCCAUGACUCCUGAUGCCCCGCUCACACCCGUCCGACCGGGAAAGACGUCGUCCACCCCGACGAGCAGGUCGGCGUCGUUCUCCUUGCCCGACGAAAAGUCCGGAUCGGGCAGGCUCAGGAAAAUCGUCUCGCCCGGUGGAACGCCGGGACAGCAGAUGGGUGAAGAGGUCGAGGAAGAGGACGGGGAAGUCGAGGACAAAGACUUCAAGAAGAAGCGAGCGGGUCAUUAUGGUGGCGAGGCCGAAGCGAUGAAACUGGCUCAGGCUUUGAUGGCGCAAGAGAAGAUGGACGAAGAGGACGAGGAAUAAAUCUCGCCGUUGAUAUGACUGAACGAGGACUUUACCUUAACGACUACGAGAGUUUAGAACUGUAUCGAGAACGUCGGGCUUGAAACGUAGCAUCUGCUC